This is a messenger RNA of Marasmius oreades (fairy-ring Marasmius), 1665 nucleotides long. RefSeq lists its product as uncharacterized. The record is from RefSeq and is a predicted model, not a curated record. NCBI's taxonomy places the organism in Eukaryota, Fungi, Basidiomycota, Agaricomycetes, Agaricales, Marasmiaceae. The coding region runs from base 1 to 1665 and encodes 554 amino acids. Gene Ontology annotation, molecular function: molecular adaptor activity; protein binding. Gene Ontology annotation, cellular component: membrane; TRC complex. Gene Ontology annotation, biological process: post-translational protein targeting to endoplasmic reticulum membrane. The transcript has 10 exons.
AUGCCAAAGUCUAUGAACGAAGCCUCCGACUCCGCCAACGGAACCUCCGACACUACGAAGAAUUCGAAUCGCCUAGAAAUCCUCAAAGAAGAAGGCAACAAACUCUUUUUGGAAAAGAAGUAUACCGAGGCUAUCACUAAAUAUACCAAAGCUAUUUCUCUUGAUGGUGCCGACGUCGUUCUGGCGGUUCUUUAUGCCAAUCGAGCUGCGUGUAGGCUUAGUUUGAAGGGGUAUGCCGAGGCUGUGAAGGACGCACGUAAGGCUACUGAGCUCGACCCGACAUACACGAAAGCUUGGGCAAGACUUGCUACCGCUCAUGAUAGAUUAAAACAACCCUCGAGAAGUAGAGAGUUUUGGCAAAAGGCCAUCGACACGCUCGCAUCCACCACUCGCGACGCAGAACUGAAGCAAAAAGAACAAUAUGAAAAGAGUCUAGCUGCUGCGGAAGCUGCGAUUGAGGAGACACGAAGUUUCGAAGCUAGACACGGGCUUUUGACUGUACCUCACAGUCAAAACUCUGAAUUACCUUGGACUAUCGCGAUUGGGCUGAGACGACAGCUGAAGAGGGAAGGGAGGUACCGAAGUUGUGCUUGGGCACUCGCAGAUGCAUACGAAUCAUUCCAAUUGGGAACAAGUCAAAUGGAUUAUAUGGCGACGAUGGGUGGCCAUGCGCGGUUUGAUUUACGAUCAAUCGAAAAUAUCACGAAUGGAAUCCUUCUGGAUCAUCGAGUAUUCCAUAUAACCGAUUCAAGUUGGAUAUUGAAGGUGCAAAUUCAGAUCAGAGGAGAAACAACUUGUACCGGAGCAUGGACAGACGCGGAUCCCGCUACGCUCAUUCAUGAGGCACCUAACUGGCAGGUAGAGAGAGGGUGGGAUUGGGUUCGACAAGCCGUCGGGAACACCGUUCGAUGCUGGAUUCUCCAAGGAUAUCUUGCAGGGGGUUUACGACAGGACCCGGUCGGUGAAAUGGAAUAUCUCGAUAACGCCCUUGAAGUCAUCAACUGGGGUCGGAGGGUCUGGCAUGACAUUAGUACGGAAAAUCGCGGUGUUAUUUUCCUCGACACAUUUCUUUAUGGCGUUCAGAAGCUGCACAUGGAAGCCGUGAUGAAGGUUUGCUCGAGGACGACCAAUGUCGAACGGAAGCGGCAACUUUUGGAGAAGCUACUCGAAGAAGCGGAAUCAGUCAUCAGGAAUGUGGAUCGUAGCACGAUACCACGUCGGGAGGACGAUCCUGUUUAUACGCUGGGGUAUUAUUACCAUCCCCGUGGCUACGCGUAUUCAAUGAGGGGAUAUUAUCUUAGGGAGCAGGCCAAAUUGACCAGAAAGCAAGUAGAGCAGAAGAAAUUCAUGCGGGAAGCUGCGACUGCCUACAAGGAGGCUUCCAAGCACUUUGACGAAGACGAUGAGAGCCAUGCUUAUUUCCUUUGUGUCGCGGCUGAGAAUAUGCUAUCAGGCUCUGCACCUGCCGCGUUGACGUUGGAGUGUUUACAGGAGUUGAAGGAGGCAGUACCGAAGAUCUACAAGAUAUGGGCCAAUUCCUCGAUGUCGAGACAGGGCCGCGAACAGAUGUUUCAGAUUCAACUGAAGUACGAGCCGAAGCUUCGUAGGAUGUUGGAGGAAGGCAAAAUAAAGAACGAAGAUCCUGUGAAACUGGAGAAGCUCUAG